This is a messenger RNA of Scaptodrosophila lebanonensis, 3710 nucleotides long. RefSeq names its product protein hunchback (gene hb). The transcript is spliced from 2 exons. The coding region runs from base 569 to 3118 and encodes 849 amino acids. The record is from RefSeq and is a predicted model, not a curated record. Gene Ontology annotation, biological process: regulation of transcription by RNA polymerase II. Gene Ontology annotation, molecular function: DNA-binding transcription factor activity, RNA polymerase II-specific; RNA polymerase II transcription regulatory region sequence-specific DNA binding. NCBI's taxonomy places the organism in Eukaryota, Metazoa, Arthropoda, Insecta, Diptera, Drosophilidae.
GGUCAUAAUUGGCGCAGUCGAGCAAACAGCAAAAAAGGACGUGCGUUUUAGAGUCGGCAACACGAGAGCAACCCACACAAAAAAAAAAUUCAAAAAUAAUUCCUUAAAAAACAAACGCUUCAAAAACAAAUCGUAUAUAUCGUCUGAUGUUUGUGUAAAAAAACAACAAAUAUUAAAAUAAAAAGUACACACUUGUCGAAAUACACUUUUUUUCAUCCCGCACAUGCGCGAAGUUUGCGCCCAACAAAAUAAACUAAAAAGCAAACGCAAAAAAAUAGACAAAAACGAAAACGACGACGACAAAAAAGGAGCAGCAACAACACACGCACACAAAGCUUUGCCCGGUUGCCCGCCGCCGUCGAGUAGUCUGUGCGUGCGUGUGCUUGUUUGUGUGUGUGUGGGAGGAGUGAGCGCGCUUUUUGCCUCGCACGCACUUUUUUGUAAUCUAACGGUAACGCAGCCGAGUAUAAAGCAGCACAGCUAAAUCGAAAGCAGUGCUAACCGCAACAGCACAUAGGAAAAGAUCUCCUUUUUGUUUAAAAGCAGCAACAGUUGAGUUGCCAGCGAUAUGCAAAGUUGGGAGGCCAUGCAGACGGCAGUUAAUUACGAGCAGCACAACGCUUGGUACAACAGCAUGUUUGCUGCGAACAUCAAGCAGGAGCCGGGUCUGGUUGCUGGCAAUGGGGACAGCAGCAGCCCCAAUUCGCCACUGCCCUCGCCCAUACCGGGUGCUACACAAUUGGAGCAGUAUCUGAAGCAGCAGCAGCAACAGCAACAACAACAGCAGCCAAUGGAUACAUUGAAUGCCGCCGCAGCACUGACUCCCUCGCCCAGCAACAAUGACAACAAUAGUCUGCAACAUUUUUAUGAGGCCAGCAACAAUGUGGCCAGCAGCACGCUGCAGCAACAGUUUCUGCAACAGCAGCAGUAUCAGCAACAUUUUCAGCAUGCGCAGCAAACUGCUGUUCAACAGCAGCAACAACAACAUCAUCAUCAUUUGGCGCUUGGCUUUAACCCAUUGACGCCCCCCGGCUUGCCAAAUGCCGUGCUGCCUGGCAGCAAUUUGUCGAUGCAACAUUUCUAUGCAAAUAUGCGACCGGGACAGCAACAGACGCCUAGUCCGCAGCCCUCGACAACAGCUGCCGCGACAGCAACAACAGCGGGCAGUGUGGCCAUGGAUGUGGCCGAGAAGCUGCAAUCCGCAUUAACCCCACGCAGCACCCCACCCAUGGAUGUGACGCCGCCCAAAUCGCCAAAGUCAAUAAAUGGCGGAGCCGCUGCCUCAGUGGCCAGCAAUGAGCCAGAGAAGGAGCACGAUUUGAUUUCAAAUUCGAGUGAGGACAUGAAGUAUAUGGCCGAAUCGGAGGACGAUGACAACACCAUCCGCAUGCCCAUCUAUAAUUCGCACGGCAAGAUGAAGAACUACAAAUGCAAGACCUGCGGUGUGGUGGCCAUCACAAAAGUCGCAUUUUGGGAUCACACACGCACUCACAUGAAACCCGACAAGAUCCUGCAGUGCUCCAAAUGUCCUUUUGUCACAGAAUUCAAGCACCAUCUGGAGUACCACAUACGCAAGCACAAGAACCAGAAACCAUUCCAGUGCGACAAAUGCAGUUAUACGUGUGUGAACAAAUCUAUGCUGAACUCGCAUCGCAAAUCCCACUCAUCGGUGUAUCAGUACCGGUGCUCCGAUUGUGAUUAUGCCACCAAGUACUGUCAUUCAUUCAAGUUGCAUUUGCGCAAAUACAAUCACAAGCCCGGCAUGGUGCUCGAUGAGGAUGGCACUCCAAAUCCUUCGCUAGUUAUUGAUGUCUAUGGCACGCGUCGAGGGCCCAAAAACAAGUCCGUCUCGGGCCCAAGCGGUUCGAGCAGCAAGCGCGGAAAUGCCCAUCAGCACCAUCAUCAUCAUCAGCAACAGCAACAGCAGCAGCAGCAACAACAUGCGGAAUUAAAACCUGCCAUUUCACAGUUGUCGGCAGCACUCCAAGGAUUUCCCACAACAGCAGCAGCAACGAGCACGGCCAACAAUGUGCUGCCAGCUUCACCAGCGAAGAGCGCCGCCAGCGUCGAACUGCCCAGUCUUCUACAGAAGCAGCAGCAACAGCAACAAAAGCAACAACAACAACAACAACAACUGCAGCAACACCAGCAGCAACAGCAACAGCAGGCGGCUGCCAAUUUGCUGCCGCCCCUGGCCUCGAUAUUGCAGCAGAAUCACAACAUGGCCUUCUUCCCGUACUGGAAUCUCAAUUUGCAAAUGUUGGCUGCCCAGCAGCAAGCGGCCGUGCUCGCCCAAUUGUCGCCACGCAUGCGCGAACAGCUGCAACAGCAGCAGCAGCAACAUGCGUCUGGCAGCGAUGAGGAGGAGCAUGAGGAUGAUGAUGAGCUGGAGCGUAAGUCUGUGGACUCGGCCAUGGACUUGUCACAGGGCACGCCCACCAAAGAGGAAGAUCAGCAAACGCCCACCGUUGCCACACAUGUGGCCAUGAAUUUGAAGCUGAAGGACGAUGAUACGCCACUGAUCAGCAGCAGCAGCGCCUCAAGGCGCAAAGGACGCGUCCUCCAGCUGGACACACUGUUGCAAUUGAAGUCCGCCUCGUUGUCGCCGGAGCAUCUGAAGGCGCCCGCAACUGUAAUGCCCACUGCCUCGUCCCCCAUUGCGGGCAGCAGCAACAAACAGCUGGCCGAUGAGCAUUGCUCGGGCGCCUCCUCCGCCGAUGAGUCCAUGGAAACAGGCAAUGCGUUGCCCACCAAUGGCGCCACUCAGCAGGCAAAUAUCAGCGCCAGCUCGACCGCAUCCUCCUCGGGCAACAGCUCCAAUGCCAGCACAUCCAGCAGCACCUCGUCCAGCAAUCAAGCUGCCACAACAACAACGCCCGCCUCCAACUCCGGGGGCAGCAACAAUAGCAACAACAGCAACAACAGUGGAACGCCUGCGGCUGCCGGCGCCAUCUACGAGUGCAAGUAUUGUGAUAUCUUCUUCAAGGACGCGGUCCUCUACACCAUCCACAUGGGCUACCACAGCUGCGAUGACGUCUUUAAGUGCAACAUGUGUGGCGAGAAGUGUGACGGACCCGUUGGACUCUUCGUCCACAUGGCGCGCAAUGCUCACUCGUAAAAAUCGGUCGAGACUCUUUCAUUUUUUGUUAAUUUUUUAUCAUUUUCUCGUUGUCUUGAAUUGUACAUAAUCAUCAAUUAUUUGUUGUCCAGAAUUGUAAAUAAGCCAAAAAACCUAACUACUAAUUUUAGUUGUAAGUCCUCUAACCCCCCAACCACCCUUCUUCUUUCCCCUUCAUUCUCCUUUACUCGCCAUGCAUCUCGCAAGUUUCCUUUAUGAUUGCUCAUUAGUUUCUAAGCCUGUCGAUGAACCUCAAAACGAACGAAAGAAACCAAAUCAAAACAAAACAAACAACAUUUUCGAACAAGAACCCUGAAAAAGGUUUAAAAAAAUUGUAAUACAUAAAAAUGUAUUGUCAGCGCAUCAUUUGCACAACUUCUACCUAAUAAUAAUUAUAAUUAUUAUUUACAUUAUACAUUUAAGUGAAGCCAAAAACUCAAGCCAAGUCAGGAACAAUCCAAAGUCAAAUUAAUUGUGUAGUGCUAUCGAUAUGGAAUUAAAGAAUUUAGUUUUUAUUUUAGUUGUACGUUAUUCGCUCGCUAAUUCGACAUUUAGUUCUAUUCUUAUUUAAUAUGACAAUUAUUUAAAACCA